Molecule: messenger RNA, 1320 nt
Organism: Microbotryum saponariae
Lineage: Eukaryota; Fungi; Basidiomycota; Microbotryomycetes; Microbotryales; Microbotryaceae
Source: the annotation of a GenBank genome assembly
AUGAAGGUGAUCGGAAUCGCUGCGGCUCUGGCCUUGCCCGCUCUUGUCCUCGCUGGACUCGAAGACGCCAAGUACUCGGUCAGUCGUCGUCCCCUCGCCCCCGGCUGGUUCGAGCUGUCGUCCAUGAACGUUUGAACGAGCACGGACCACCAUCUCGGAUUCGGAUUCGGACGGGACACCGACACUGACUCGCUUCCUCUCGCAACGGUGCCACUUGUCUAUCACAGACCGUGCUUGGCAGUGACAAUUUCAACAAGGUCAUCAACAGUUAGUCCAAGCACAGCGGCGUGCUCGCCUCGAUCAGUGUAGCCCGCUGCGACGAGUCCAAAUGGUGGCAAACCGACUGACGUGGCGCUCCGCUCUCCUUCCCGAUCCUCCCCCUCCCACCCCAUCCCUACCUUGCCCUGCGUGCUCACCCACAGGUCAAUCCGUCGGAACACUUGUUGCCUUCUUUGCUCCCUGGGUAGGCUCCCCGGAGGUGCCACACCUUGGUGGUCCGAUUGUGCCGACUGACCCCCUUCGACGCACAGUGCGGCCACUGCAAGUCCCUCGAAGGCACCUGGACCAAAGUUGCCCAGGCGUUCCAGGACGAUGACCGAUGCAAGGUCGCCCAUCUCGACGCCGACAACGCCAACAACCGACCCCUCGCCGAAAAGUAUGGCGUACAAGGUCAGCCCUUUGAAGUGUCUUCGAAGCCCCUCUGAGCCAGAACCCGCGCUGAACGCUGCAUGACUUUGACCAUCUCCAGGUUUCCCCACCAUCAAAUUCAUUCCCUCGGGAGGCGGAAAAGCCGUAGACUACCAGGGCGCUCGAUCCGAAGAGGCCUUCCUCGAGUUCUUGAACGAGAAGUGCGGCACCCACCGAUUGCCCGGUGGCGCUCUCUCGGACAUGGUCAGUCUGCGCACGCUGCUCCCUUCGCUCGGGACUGGCUCGCUAAUCUACCUCAUACUUCUCCCUCGACAGGCUGGUCGAAUCCCUUCGCUCGACAGCCUUGCGUCGUCCUACCUGUCCCCCACCGCUGAGCGACCCGAGAUCCUCUCCCAAGCCUCGUCAAUCGCCUCGUCCCUGACCGAUUCGUCGUCCGAGAACGCGGCCUACUACAUCAAGAUCAUGACCAAGUACGUGUCGUCCUCGGUCGAGGAGAUCGAGGCCUGGAUCAAGAAAGAGUCCGAGAGGUUGAGCAAGAUGCUCAGUCGCAAGGGCGCGAUCGCCGGAAAGAAGCUCGAUGAGCUACGUGCCAAGCAAAACAUCUUGGCGGCGUUCAAGUACGUCGAGGCCCAGGUCGAGAACGUCGUUGACCGUGUCAAGGGCGAGUUGUAA